Stegodyphus dumicola is the source of this 3214-nucleotide messenger RNA. RefSeq names its product endoplasmic reticulum aminopeptidase 1-like. Gene Ontology annotation, biological process: peptide catabolic process; proteolysis. NCBI's taxonomy places the organism in Eukaryota, Metazoa, Arthropoda, Arachnida, Araneae, Eresidae. Gene Ontology annotation, cellular component: cytoplasm; membrane. The record is from RefSeq and is a predicted model, not a curated record. Gene Ontology annotation, molecular function: zinc ion binding; peptide binding; metalloaminopeptidase activity.
GUUUACAUUAAAUGCCAGAAGGCUUAAAUACUCUUAAACUUGACUUACUUUCUCCCUUAUUUCUAGAAACGGAACUUCUGGUAGACAAUUUCGAAAGAAUCUGAAGAAAACAAUUAUGAUGUCUGAUAAACCUUACAAAAGACUCAAACGGAGCAAAAAUGAAGGAAGACAUGUUUCGUAUAUUCCUAAUACUACUGUGAAAACUGGAAGAAUAAUAUGCUCAAAGCAAGAAGUCCCUAUUAUAUUAGCCGUUUUAUUUUUUAUCACCACAUUAACAUCUUUCGCUGCACCAGUUGCAGGUUGCUCUGCAAAAUUUGAUCUAACAGAAUAUGAAUGCAGUGCUCGAGACUUACUUGCAAAAGAACGUGCAGAAGGAGAACCCAAAGCUAAAACUGGAGAACUAUUUCCAUGGAAUAAUAUAUUCCUGCCUUCUUUUAUACUACCACUGCACUAUGAAUUAUUUAUGUUUCCUAACUUAAAAACAUUUGAAAAUGUUGGAAGUGUGAAUAUAACUUUUCAAGUUACAGAACCAACAAAUUUUAUUGUUUUGCACUCAAAAGAACUUAAUUUGUCACGCAUUUCAGUCUUUGAAAAUGAUAUAAGGGAAAUACCUGUUCUUCAGCAUCUAGAAUAUCCAAAAUAUGAGCAGUUGUAUAUAAAGAUCGAUGGAAAUUUCCUGCCAAACUUGAAAUAUAAACUUUGGAUUGAGUUUCAAAAAGAACUGGAAGAAAAUAUGGAGGGGUUUUACUUAAGUUCCUAUACGACAUCAGAUGGCCAAAAAAGGUAUCUUGCAACAACAAAUUUUGAACCUACUGCAGCACGAACAGCUUUUCCUUGUUUCGAUGAACCUGCUAUGAAAGCUACUUUUCAACUCGUGAUAGUGCAUGAUAAAAAUUAUAAAGCUUAUUUUAAUUCUGAAGCCUUGCAAACUGCUCCAUAUUCUGAAGAAUUUUCUAUCACAUCUUUUCUCAAAACCGUUAAAAUGAGCACGUAUUUGGUUGCUUUUAUGGUUUGCGAUUUUAAAGAACGUGAAAUUACAAACGUUGAUGGUGUUAAGGUUAGAGUGUUAAUUCCAGCUGAACAAUACGAGCAGUCUGAAUUUGCGCUAGAGAUAGCUGCUGAUGUUCUUCAUUUUUGCAAGACAUUUUUCAAUAUCCCCUAUCCUUUAUCUAAAUUGGAUAUGGCAGCUAUUCCUGAUUUUGCUGCUGGAGCCAUGGAAAACUGGGGGCUUGCAACAUUCCGCAUGAUAAAUAUUUUAUACGAUCCUUCAGAAACAUCAUCCGAAGGUCAAGAAAGAGUGGCUUCCGUUAUUGCUCAUGAAGUGUCUCAUCAGUGGUUUGGAAAUCUUGUGACUAUGAAAUGGUGGAGUGAUUUAUGGCUGAAUGAAGGUUUUGCAAGUUUUAUGGAAUCUCUUAUUGUAGACAUUAUUAAACCAGAUUGGAAAAAGAUGGAUGCAUUUGUUGCCACAACUGUUCAAGACGCUCUCUCUAUGGAUGGUCUACAGACUUCUCACCCAAUAGUAACUAAUGCUAUUGAUCCCCUUGAAAUCGAUGCAACAUUUGAUGUCAUAUCUUAUAAAAAGGGUGCUUCUUUACUAAGCAUGUUAGCAAAUUUCCUUGGCAUGGAUACCCUAAAAAAUGGACUGUCAAAUUAUUUGAAUAAAUAUCGUUUCCAAAAUGCUCGUACUGAAGAUCUGUGGAAUGCAUUUAGUGAGGCUGAAUCAUCACAUAUAAAUGUGACGCAAGUUAUGGAUACAUGGACACGGCAAAAAGGUUAUCCUCUAAUUACAGUUACUCUUGAGCACCCUACAGUGAAAGUCAAACAAGAAAGAUUUCUUAUGACAGCUAAAUCUAAGGAUGUCCAAGCUUCAGAUGACGUGUCCCCAUACGGUUACAAGUGGCGUGUUCCAGUUACAUACGUCACUGAUCUCACAAAUACGCAAAACACUUAUUGGUUAAAUGAGCCUGAGGGCGAAUUUGUUUUACCUGCUGAAACAAAAUGGUUGAAAGUAAAUGCAAAACAAGGUGGUUUUUAUAGAGUUAUGUAUGAUCAUGGCUUAUGGAAAACUCUGACUGAAUUACUCCAGUCUAACCAUAAGACGCUUACUGCGGCGGAUCGAUCUAAUCUUGUAGAUGAUGCUUUGUCACUUUCAAGAGCAGGAAUUUUGGAUGCGAUGCUUGCCUUUAAUGUGACUCGCUAUUUGGAAAAGGAGGAAGAAUUUGCUCCAUGGGUGGCAGCUAUUUUGCAUUUUGAACAAUUAAAUUCACUUAUGCAAGAUAAUCCAGCUGUUCUAUCACUAUUCCAGAAAUAUGUGCUGAAGCUGUUAAAUCCUGCUAUUAAUAGACUGGGGUGGGAAGAUAAAGGGAGCCACAUGGAAAAAAAACUGCGAUCUAAUGUUUUAGCAGCAGGAAUACAUUACGGGGAUCAAGAAACUGUGGCGAAAGCAAAACAAAUGUUUCAAGAUUCGAUGAAAAAUGGCGUGAAAGUUCCUCCCAACUUGCGUAGUGCCGUGUAUAAUGCUGGUGUAAAAUAUGGUGGCAAAGAAGAAUGGGAAUUCUGCUGGAAAAAAUAUGAAGAAACCCAAGUUCCUUCUGAAAAACGACUACUUUUAACAGCUUUAGGAAAUACUCAAGAUGAGUCACUGUUAUCCCGGUAUUUGAAUUAUUCAUUGGACAAAACUAAAAUAAAGCCUCAAGAUAUAUUCGUGGUUAUUCAAAUUGCUGCUCGUAAUCUUAUUGGUCGAUCUUUAACAUGGAACUUUGUGCGCACAAAUUGGCCCGUAUUUUUAAAAACUUACGGUGAAGGAUUUUUUGCAAUGGGCAUCAUUAUAACUGAAGUUACGUGCCAUUUCAGCACUCAGUCGGAUUAUGAUGAGGUAAAUGCUUUCUUCAGCGGAGUAAAAGUGGGUUCGGGUAAGGAAGCUCUGCAACAAAGCCUUGAAAUAAUAAAAGCUAACAUCAUGUGGCGUGAAGGUGUUGAAGCUUCAAUUACACAGUGGUUGCAACAAACUGUCAAUUAAAUUUUUCAUAUACUGUAAUUUAGUUACGAUGAGAGAUACUGAAAUAACUGGCUUAACUGAAUAAUUCUAAAAAUCAUACUUUUAAAUAUUUUCUGAAAAACUCUUUUUAUACUUUUUCUUUUUUGAAAAAUGCUUGGAAUUUUUAUUUCUUCUAAAUUUUAUACAACAUUGUACAUUAAAAGCAUUUAAUAAAAA